Paramecium pentaurelia is the source of this 939-nucleotide messenger RNA. The record is from the annotation of a GenBank genome assembly. Lineage: Eukaryota; Ciliophora; Oligohymenophorea; Peniculida; Parameciidae.
AUGUAAGAUAAUUAUGUAAAGUUGAAGAGCAAAUUCACAUUAAUUCAAUCUAUUAAUGUAUCCUCUAGACCAUAUCAAAUUACUAUGAAUUUUGAUUGUUCUACUAUACUUGUUUUCACAAUCAAUUCAAUGCUUCAACAUUUUUAGAGUAAUAAAAAUGAUUGGAAUCUUAUAUUAUCCUAAAAAUUGAAUGAUUAAUUCCUAUCAGUAUAAGUAAAUUAAAAAGGAACAAUUUUAGCUGUGAUUUCAAGAAAUUUUGGAUAUUUUUGGAUUGAGUACCUCAUUUUCCAUAAAAGAAAAUGGAUAUUUAAGAAUAAAUUUAAAUUGAAAUAAGAUCCAGAUCCAUAUUUAUCCAUACAUGAUUUUAAUAUAUCACAAAAUCUCUAAUUUUGCACAUACUAAUUUUAAUGGAAUAGAAAAUACUAAAGGAUUAAUGCAUUUUCUAUAACUAAUUUUUUCAAAAGAAUUUAAAGAUUAAAAAUUAGAGGAUCAGAAAUAAUAUUCUCUAAAAAUGGUAAUUUUUUUGUGGUUCAAAGUCUAGAAAAAAUGGAAUUAAAAAUAUUUUAUAAUUUUCAGUUUGAUUACUUACUUUUUUAAUCUUAAUCUAUGAUCAAUAGUUAUAUUAUUGAAUCAAAUUCUACUAUAUUAAUUCAUACAAAGGAAUUAGUUUAAUGGAAUUUCAAAAUAAAUUAAAUAACUAAGAUUAAGACUCCAAAUGAUAUUUUUUAGUAGAAUUAAUCAAGGUUGAUGAGAUUUGUUGGAAAUUUUUUGUUAGUUUAAUUUAAUAAUGAAAUAAUAGUUUUUGAAUAAUUAUAAUAAAAAUUGAAAUAUUUUACAACUUAUUCUUUUAAAGGAGGAUAGAUAAUUCAAUUUUCUUUUGAUAGAUAAAUAAUGAUUGAGCAGAUAAACAAUAAAUAGUUUAAUAUUUUAUAAAUUUGA